This is a messenger RNA of Chenopodium quinoa (quinoa), 2132 nucleotides long. RefSeq lists its product as uncharacterized. The record is from RefSeq and is a predicted model, not a curated record. The transcript has 2 exons. NCBI's taxonomy places the organism in Eukaryota, Viridiplantae, Streptophyta, Magnoliopsida, Caryophyllales, Amaranthaceae. The coding region runs from base 387 to 713 and encodes 108 amino acids.
GAAUUAUCCAAUUUCAGCCCUUUCUAAAUUAAAUUCAACUCUUUAAUAGCUCAUUAUUUAAUAACCCUUUAAAAGCCCGCACUAUUUAAAUAUCAAAUGGAUAAAAUCCUUUUAUAAAAAGGCUGGAUCAAAGCUUUAAAUGAGCCCCUAACCCAUUGAACAGGUCUACUCCUCGGUUCCUUACCCAAACAUACUCAACAUCCAAAUAUAAAGCUAAUUAUACUUGAUAGUAACCCGAUUGUCACCUCAACGAGGGUAUCAUACCCUCCUUUCUUCAUUCUGUCUCCUUCCCUUUCUCACUCUUCAGUCUUCACUCAUCCGCCCACCAUAAUUUCCAUUUCCAAAUCACCAUCUUCGACUCUCUCUGGAUCUUCAAGAGAGUGAAAAUGGAGAAGAGCUACCAACCUGUUGAAGAAAUGAAGAUGCUUGUUGGUAUGGAAGUUGACGACGAAGAAUCUGCUGCUGUUAAUUCUACUGAUGAUGUUAGCUCUUUCAUGGAUGAGUUCAAUCGUUAUUGCACUUUGUCCACCCAACAGGAGACCUACCAAAAUAAAUUUGAAGAAGCAAGUAGGCAAGGGAUUCAGAAGAGUCCGAAUGAGUUGUAUUGGGAGACGGUGGGUGGUCACAGUAAGAAGGGUCGUGUUAAGGGACUUGGCCAAAGUGAAGAGUUGUACUACGAUAACCAAAAGGGUCGAGUUUUGUUGAAUAUUUAGAGUGUUGAUGGUUGCGCGCUCGCGACCAUGAAGAGCGCCCGCGUAAGGUAGGCGCGGCCGCGCAGAGAGCGCGCCUAAACCGCGCACCUCUCUGGAAAUCAGCAAAUUGGAAGGGUGUGGUUGGCGCACCCGCGCGGCUGGUGGCGCGCCUGCGCGUCCUUGUGGAGCGCCCGCGCUACUGGUCGCGCAUAAACCGUGCCCCUCACUACCUUCUUGUGGAAACUCGCAUAUUUUGGGAGGCGCGCCCGCGCUUCCAGGUGGCGCCCCCGCGCCUCUUGUGUCGCGCCCGCGCCUCCCUGUUUUGCGGUUUUUCCUGACGGUUGAGUCUUUUAUUAAAAGACAUAUUUUUCGUGAAAGUAGAUAUAUAGAAGAUUAUUUUUCAUCUCUCCAAAAAGAAUUCUCCACAUUCUCUCUCAAAUUUCUUGCAAACUUUUGUGAGAAAAACUCUUUCAAUUAAUCCAAUCUUGGUGAUUUGAUCAUCUUUAUUUCGAUUCAGUGCUAAGAACAAAAUUUGCUGUCAAUUGUAUCUCAAAGAGGAUUUUCGGUUUAACCCAAGCACCGUGUGGGGGAAAUAAACCUCUUUAGGAAAGUGUGUACACGCCUUUGACAGUGUAUCAAGGUACUAGUGUUACGAGACAUCGGUUUUCUCAUGUUCAUGCUUGGAAUUAACGGCUUGGAGGAAAGGCAAGUUUGAUCAUCUUCACACUAGUGUAGUCUUUGUAUGUUUUCAGUAAUUUCAUUGACAAUUCAAAUACUUGAUUGUAAUACUUUGUUUAGUAUUUAAUAUUUACAAUUUGGAAUUGUAAUCAUAUAUUUUAAGAUUUGUUCCCACACAUUGUUUAAGUGUUUUCUUGAUUGAAACCGUUGUAAAUCCUAACAAGUUUCCGGUUCUUCCCAACAGUACACGCCUUUUCAGAUGCAGAAUUAGUUUAAACAGAUGGUGCAGGAUCAGUUUGAACAGAGGGUGCAGGAUAUGCGGACUGAAUUGGAGGCUGAGAUGCAAACCCGAUUGGCGGCCCAUUUGGUCAAAAUAGAGAGGAGAAAUAAGGAGUCGAUGGAUGAGAUGUUGAGUCGCAUGUCCAAAUUAAACAUCCCCAAUGCUAUGCGAACUGAAAUGCAAACUAAAUGGAGGCCGAGAUGCAAACUCAAUUGGCGGCCUAUAUGGCCGAAAUGGAGAGGGGAAACAAGGAGUAGUUGGAUGAGAUAUUGAGUCGCAAGUUCGGAGUCAGCAACCCCAAUGCUUGUUCUACCAUUCAUUGAGACCCCAUAGACGACCCGGGUAGUGGCUUAAGAUAGGAUUCCCCAAAUGUUGUGUAGCUUAGCUAGUUCUAUCCUUUAUUAGGUUGUGUAAUUUUUUAUACUAGUAUUUUACACUAGUAACUCAAUUUCCGCAGUAAUUUCAAAUGCGUAUUUUGCUUA